GAGCCAGAGGCUCCCUUUGCGUUAGUCACUCCAGGACUUUCUCCUGCCUGGCAUGAGGGUGGGGAGGGGGUACCUCUGCUUCCUACUCUGUGAUGUGAGGCACAGGCAUGCUCAGUAGCCGGUGCCUACCCCUCCUAUCUCAGCAACAGUGCCUACACUACUAGGAGACCGCUUGCAGCAGGAGCAGAGCCGGAAAGCCAUCUUAGCUGGAGAGGGAGGCAGCAGACCCUGAGCCGCUCGGCGCCCGCUCCCCUGCACGCAUGUCUGCUCCAGCUCCUACCCAAGGUCCCACCGGUGCUGGGGCUGCAGGGCCACCUCCUGCAACCAAUGUGUCAAGCAACAAACGGCUGCAGCAGACACAAGCCCGGGUGGAUGAGGUGGUAGACAUCAUGAGAAUGAAUGUGGACAAGGUGCUAGAAAGAGACCAGAAGCUAUCAGAGCUUGACAACCGGGCAGAUGCACUGCAAGCAGGUGCCUCACAGUUUGAAACCAGUGCAGCCAAACUGAAGAGAAAAUACUGGUGGAAAAAUUGCAAGAUGAUGAUCAUCCUUGGUGUAGUAUGUGCAGUCAUUCUCAUUAUAAUUAUAAUUUAUUUCUCCACUUGAAAAAGCGAAGAAGGAAGACUUGGCACAACUUUGUUCAUAUCAACCAACGAUAUCAGUGUUCCUUUGUUGAACUCCGCUUUUUAAUUCCCGGUGUCUUGGGAUUUUUGCUUGUAAUAACCCAUAAGCAUUCAGUGUAGUGUGUUUUGGAAUUCUGUUGUUUCCACAAGAAACUGUACCAGCUAAAUACUGCCAAGUAGUUCCAUACACUGUCUUAUCACUGUGUCUUAAAAUGUGUACACACUGACCUUCAGAAACUGUAGUAUAUGAAAAGCAUCCUGAACAUCUCAGAAUCAGAGAAUGCAGCUAUGGGGAAGCUCCUGCUUAAAGGGACACUGUCAGGUGGAUUGGACACAAACCUAAAGUUGCAGCAAGCAUUAGGGCCAAAAUUCUCAAUCUGAGCACCUAAAGCUGGAUAGCAAAAUCCACUAUCAGAUGUAACUUUUCAGGGUAGUGAGUAUCUGCUAUUCUCAUUGAAGAGAGUGGUACCUACAAGUAUUCAUGUAAGACAUCUUAUUUCAGCUUAGCCAACCAAACACAGAAGUUUGUUGUGAUUGGUUGUAGUAUCCGAGUCUAAAAACAUUGCCUGUGGAAAAUAAAUAGGACUGGAUUAUCAUCUUUUAUGGAUUUAAAUUUUUCCUUAUGGGGUGUUCUGUGCCCUCAAUAUGAAAGCCAGAAAGAAAACUGUAUGACAGCCAAAAAAGCAUUAGCUAGCAGAGUCUUGAAAAAGCCCAGUGAAGUGCAACAAUGGUAAUACAAGCAUCAUAAAUGACCAAGAUACAGACUCUUACUAAAAACCCAAGGCACUGUUUGUCAGACUUUGCCCAUCCCUGAUAGUUAUGGCCCUAACUUAAAGCACAUGAACAACUUUGGUGAUGUCUGUGGCUUCUCAGCACAAUUGUAGGAAACCACCUCUGCAUCAUUUUCGCAGACAAGGUCCCUGCUAUGAGGGCCAUUCAAAAAUCAGGAAGAAAAAGGUAUGGGUAAAUAGAGGGAACAGUGGAAAGAGGCCAAGAAAGGGAAGGGUGCCUAGCAAAGCUGUCCUGGAGAAGAGGAAGGCAGAGAAACACUGUUCCAAAGUGGUGGUGUUAACAGGUUUUUUAAAAAUUUAAUUUGUGUGUGUGUGUAGUUCAGAAACUAGUGUCUUCUUUGUAAAGUGCUCAGCUGAGAUAUUUUUCAUACUCAACUAGUUCAAGCUAAGAUUUGAUGUAAUUAAGAGGAAUGAUAUAUUGUGGUUUGGGAGAAAGUUCUUGUAUGUUGUUGUUGUAGGAUUUCUCCCAAGUGUUGAAUUCCUUGUAUUUACCUUUUUAAACACCAAAUAGUUUAAUUAUAGUUAACCAAACUAAAAAUAAAUUAUCAAAUGUUGAGCCAGGAAA
Calidris pugnax (ruff) is the source of this 1978-nucleotide messenger RNA. RefSeq names its product vesicle-associated membrane protein 2-like. The record is from RefSeq and is a predicted model, not a curated record. The coding region runs from base 261 to 605 and encodes 114 amino acids. NCBI's taxonomy places the organism in Eukaryota, Metazoa, Chordata, Aves, Charadriiformes, Scolopacidae. Gene Ontology annotation, molecular function: SNAP receptor activity; syntaxin-1 binding. The transcript is spliced from 5 exons. Gene Ontology annotation, biological process: SNARE complex assembly; vesicle-mediated transport; vesicle fusion. Gene Ontology annotation, cellular component: SNARE complex; plasma membrane.